Molecule: messenger RNA, 1866 nt
Organism: Cyphellophora attinorum
Lineage: Eukaryota; Fungi; Ascomycota; Eurotiomycetes; Chaetothyriales; Cyphellophoraceae
Product: Eukaryotic translation initiation factor eIF-1
Exons: 6
Coding region: 1-1866 (621 amino acids)
Biological process (GO): cellular response to oxidative stress; translational initiation
Cellular component (GO): eukaryotic 43S preinitiation complex; endoplasmic reticulum membrane
Molecular function (GO): translation initiation factor activity; ribosomal small subunit binding; RNA binding
Source: RefSeq, a predicted model, not a curated record
AUGUCAACUCAAAUCCAAAAUCUCAAGACCUUUGGUAAGCCCCUCCCAGCCCGAUCCGCCACCAGUUUUCACCACCUUGCCGCCCGCGAUUAUGGUCAGCGUGACAUCGCGACCGCCGCGGACGACCCCUUCGCGGAGGCCGACGACGAUACUGGGGAGUCUAAGCAAACCCAGAAUUACAUUCACAUCCGCAUCCAGCAGCGCAAUGGUCGUAAGACUUUGACGACUGUUCAAGGCCUCCCGAAGAAGUUCGAUCAGAAGAAGAUUCUCAAGGUGAUCAAGAAGAAGUUCGCUUGCAAUGGAACCAUCGUUACCGACAGUGAGAUGGGCGAGGUGAUCCAGCUUCAGGGCGAUCAACGCAAGGAUGUUCAAGAAUUCUUGGUCGCAAAGGAUGGUCUCGAGCUAGACUCCAAGACCAUCAAGGCUGGCACAUCAGCCUACCUCGCCCACCUCUUCGCCUCCUCUCUCAUGUCCCGCUGGCUUCUACACUACUCCCCCUUUGCCGUCACGCUCCGCCUCCUCAGCAUGUCCAUCCUCCUCUCCUAUAUCGGCAUUCAAUGCUUCCGCCUACUCGGGGCCUUCCAACCCAACCUCGCCGCGCUUAGCCGCAGCUUCCCGAUCUGGAUCAUCAUCUCCAUCGUGCUCCUGUUGUUAUAUUUCUGCACCCAGCAGGAUAUCUCGAUUGAGAAGGACCGGGAUGAUCGGCGGAGGCGAUUGGUAUUGCGGAGUAAGUGUCUGUAUGCGAUGGCUGGGAGUAGUCUGUUCAUCUACAUGGCAUGUAUGCCUCCGUAUGACGGCCCUCCCGCAGACGCCACAGAUCUCAACGCUGACAUCGUUGGUAAAGGAGUUCAAUUCAGCACAUUCGCCCCUGCUGCUGGCAUGAUCGUCACUUCGCUUUUAGGCUACUUCCAUGUCGCGAGUUCUGGGGCUAAGGAACUUGGGGUAGCACAGCUUUUCAACAUGGGCUGUUUAGCCAUCAAUCUCUGCAGCCGCUUCAGAGAUCUCAAAAUCCCCGAGCUUCUGGCUGUCCUCAUCUCAAUAGACCUCUCGUCCUCGGUGCUGUCAAUAAUGCUGGUCGACAAAGAAGUACUCGCUGCGCGCAAGCUAGUCUAUUCCACGUGCGUGGCUCAACUAGUCGCUGUUGGAGUCAUCGGUUACGUCGUGAGCCACAGUGAUGCUCUCAAGGAACCAGAUCCAUGGCGGUUCCGCGUACUAUGGUGGGGAGGCUUUACUGGCCCGUUCUUCUACCAUGACGAUUUCGCCCCUGAAAAGUUUUCCAGACUCGGUAACGUGGCCUGGUUAUUUUAUGCCAUCAAACUACUGGGCGUGAUAAGGUCGAUCGUCCGCAGUCUGACCCUCACUCACACCUUCGAUGACAGCGAGCGGAAGACCAAAGUCGAAGCUGCAGACCAAACUCUCCAGACCGAUGAAUCAGCGCCGAUCGAAUUAGCAGAGCUUUCUGGAGCAGAAAGCUCCCACGCAGUCAGUCCUGAAGCCAUACGAUUCCAGCCAAUAAGGUGGCUCGGUAUACCGGUUCCCUACAUACAAAUCUCAUACACCAAAUGCAUUGCCACCACCUCGACCGCACAGCUUGAGCACAUUCCUCAGAUCAUCGCAUCGAUGAUCGCGAUCGUUAGCUUGCUGAAAGAGUGCGGCUAUGAAGGUGGACAAUGGGUAGAAUGGGGCCAACUGGCGCCGGUGGGAGUUGCUUGUUUAGGCUUAAUGCAUUGGCUUGGGUACACAACUCUGUUGAAUUUGAUGUGGAAAGGACGACACCACUUUGGACUUCCGACCAUCCAGCGUUUCGAUGAGGCUAUGAUGUUGCUGGUUAUGAAUGGGGACUUGCCGCGCGAUCACCGGGAAUGA